AGGCCCAAGAGGUUAUGGAUCGAUGCGAUUUGCAUCAACCAAGAUGAUAUCCAAGAGAGGGAGUCCCAGGUCGACAUCAUGAGACACAUCUAUCGGUCAGCCACAGAUGUCAUAGCAUGGAUCGGGGAGGACAAUAGUCCCCGAGAUGAGCGAGGAGUGGCCUUUUUGCAACAAUUGAGGGUCCGGACCGUAUGCACAGGUGAUUGGCCUCGGGGCUUGGUGAAAGCCACGGCCAAGCUUGAGCCGGAAACCUUUCUGUGGCUACUCUCCACGGCCCCUUCUGGUGUUUUCACCAGCCCCUGGUUUGACCUUCUCUCGAUCUUUGAGCGGCCUUGGUUUUCUCGUAUUUGGACUGUCCAGGAAGUCGUGAUGGGGCGGUCAGUGGGGGUAUGGUGCGGCUGUCACGGAAUAGAAUGGAUGGACAUCUGCUAUUGCGCCGUCUUUAUUCUGCGCCAUGCUACCCACGCGCUGAGAAAUCUUGCUAAACUAGACACCCUGGACUCUCAUGACUUACAGGGUCUUGGUCUUCGGAUUUAUCAUUGGCAACGCCUGAUCGCUGCCGCCAAGAAGAUUCAUGUCGUGGGCCUGUUUACAUCAUAA
Messenger RNA from Podospora anserina S mat+, 600 nucleotides. RefSeq lists its product as uncharacterized. The annotation marks the transcript as partial. The transcript has a single exon. NCBI's taxonomy places the organism in Eukaryota, Fungi, Ascomycota, Sordariomycetes, Sordariales, Podosporaceae. The record is from RefSeq and is a predicted model, not a curated record.